CCCAAUAUCUGGCUCACUUUACCGAUGUUCUCCUGCAGUCGUAUAAGAUAUCCGAGCUAAGCAAAUGAUGCAUCGGUGGGAAGGUGACCCUAUUACCCGCACGGCAGACAUUUUCCGGGUGACCAGACUGUCGCCAGGGCAUUAGAGACCAAUGGUGUCGGUGUUCUAAUCCUUUUACGGUCGUCCAGAGCUCCCCGGGUCUGACAGCACCUGCAACCCUUCUCGUUCACAUUGCUCUGAAAUAUACCGCACAUCAUAUAUCCUGUUGUCGAGAUGUCGCCAGCAGAGCCUGUCAACGCCGACGUAAUCAUCAUUGGCGCCGGGUUUGGAGGAUGCUACUUGCUUAAGUUGCUGCGGGACGCGGGCUUCUCGGUCAAGGUCUUCGAAGCUGGCUACGGUUUGGGCGGCAUCUGGUCAUGGAAUCGCUACCCCGGCGCGCGCGUCGAUUGUGAAACUCCCUUCUACGGCUACUCGGACCCUAAACUCUGGAGUACCUGGUUCUGGCCAGAGCGAUUUCCCGAUGACAAGACGUUAAGAGAGUACUUCAGCCAUGUCGACAGUGUCUGGAAGCUGUCAAAAGACGUCUACCUCGAGACUCGCGUCACCGCUGCGUCUUUCAUAGACGACAAGGAGCAGCCGUAUUGGGAAGUGCAGACGGCCGACGGACAACUCCAUAAGUGUACAUGGUUGGUACCCGCCACCGGCACUUCCUUCAAACAAUAUAUUCCUACGUGGAAUGGUCUCAAGUCUUACAAGGGCAUUAUCGCUCACUCAUCCCUCUGGCCUCGAGAAGGAGUUGAAAUUGAAGGCAAGCGUGUCGCAGUCAUCGGUGCUGGAAGUACUGGCGUUCAGUUCACACAAGAUGGAUCAAAGGUGGCCAAAACCUUGACUCAGUUCAUCCGCACUCCCAACACCGCUCUCCCCAUGGGCCAACGCAAAAUCAGCCGAGAAGAGAUCCUUAGUAACAGGGACAAGUACGGACAUUUGUUCAAAGCUUGCCGUGGCACGGCCUUCGGUCUGCCCACCGAGGGGUUGACGUUCGGCACAUUCGACGUCAGCGCAGAGGAGAGGGAGGCCAUUUGGAAUGAGUUGUGGGAUCGUGGAGGAUUCAACUGGUCUAUCGGCGGCUUUCCAGAUACGAUCAUCUCCAAAGAGGCGAAUCGCGCCGCUUACGACUUCUGGGUGAAGAAAACGAGGGCGAGGAUAAGGGAUCCAAAGAAGCGAGACCUGCUUGCGCCAUUGGAACCGCCCUAUUAUCUCGGGACCAAAAGACCGUCUCUUGAGCAGGACUAUUACGAGGCGAUUGACCAAGAACAUGUAGAGAUAACGAACUCGCCAAUUGUCGAGUUCACAGAAACGGGAAUCAAGACUGAGGAUGGAAAGGUCCACGAAUUCGACGUGAUCGCCGUCUGCACCGGAUACGAUGCAGUCACCGGCGGUCUCCGAACAAUGGGCAUCAAGGGACGAGGCGGCGUCGACCUAGACGAAUACUGGAAUGACGGAAUCCGUACUCAUCUGGGCAUGAUGAUACACAACUAUCCUAACCUGUACAUGAUCUACGGCCCUCAGGCGCCCGCAUCAUUCACCAACGGCCCGCCCUUCCUCGAGAUGCAAGGCGAAUGGAUUCGCGAUGUUAUCUGCAAACAGCGCGAACAGAAGAUCCCCGUCCUCGAAGCCAAAAAGGACGCCGAGACGGCUUGGGCCAAAGGCAUCAGUGAGCUUGCCAAUGGUACAUUAGCCAUCCACACCAACAGCUGGUACAUGGGUGGCAAUGUGCCGGGAAAGAAACGGGAAUUUCUGUUGUACCUUGGUGGAUUACAGGAGUGGAAUCGGGCGUGUCAGAAUGCGUUGAGCGAUUGGCAGGACUUCGAAGUCACUCGUGGAUCCGAAUCGGUAAAGCUGUAGGUUUAGAGAGAGAGGAUGCUUUGGACA
Molecule: messenger RNA, 1932 nt
Organism: Neohortaea acidophila
Lineage: Eukaryota; Fungi; Ascomycota; Dothideomycetes; Mycosphaerellales; Teratosphaeriaceae
Exons: 5
Coding region: 274-1905 (543 amino acids)
Molecular function (GO): oxidoreductase activity
Source: RefSeq, a predicted model, not a curated record